Ananas comosus (pineapple) is the source of this 934-nucleotide messenger RNA. RefSeq names its product alpha carbonic anhydrase 8-like. The transcript has a single exon. The coding region runs from base 84 to 581 and encodes 165 amino acids. NCBI's taxonomy places the organism in Eukaryota, Viridiplantae, Streptophyta, Magnoliopsida, Poales, Bromeliaceae. The record is from RefSeq and is a predicted model, not a curated record.
GUACCCUGUGAUCUGGUUCUCCGACGACGACGACGACGACGACGACGACGACGACGACGACGAAACCCUAGCGAGCUCCGACAAUGGCGACAUUGCUCCCUCUCCUCUUCCUACUACUACUAUCGCCCGAUCUCCUCUCCUUCGCGCAGAUCUCGCUCCCUCCCUCCGCCGAAGCCCCUUCCCUUUCCCUCCCCCCGUCCGCGUCGGCCCCUUUCUCACACCUCUCGCCCCCCUCGCCGCUUCCACACUCGCCCUACUCAUCCCCCGCGCCGUCUCCGACACCGCCGGGGCCAUCGCCUUCCCCAUCGCCGGCGCCGGGGCGGGAGGAGAUCAAGGCCGGGGGAGGCGGCGGCGAGGCGGAUCAGGGGGAGGACGACAAGGGGGGAGGAGGAGGAGAGGAGCGCAAGGGGAUGAGCGCGGGGAGGAAGGCGGGGAUCGUGGUGGGGGUGGCGGCGGCGGCGGCGGCGGUGGGGCUCGGCGCCGCCGUGUACAAGAAGCGCCGGGACAACAUCCGACGUUCCCGCUAUGGCGGCGGCGGCGGCGGCGGCGAGUACUACGGAGGUAGGGUUGAGAUGAUUUGAUCUCCUCCUCUUCGCCUUCGUGUUCUUCGUCUUCGUCUUCGAUCUCGGUCGCAUAGGUUUUUGUUAUGCGUUCGUUCGUCUGCUCGUUUUCGGAUCUUUUCUACUGGGAGUGGACGAUGAGAAAAAAAAAAAAGGUACGCUUAUUUAAUAUUUUCAUCGAAAUUAUUUUUGAUUCGUUAGCUAUUACUUGAGAUGUGGUGUAGUGAAAGUGGAAUUUAUAGGGUUUAUUACUAUUGUUAUUAUUAUUAUUUUGGCAUAUGAAUUUGAAAUUUCGUUGGGAUCAGUUUAGAUCUGAAUGGUGGAUUACAAUUAUACAGGUUCUUAAUUGUGACGAGUUAUUCCUUUUUGUUAUA